Poecilia latipinna (sailfin molly) is the source of this 651-nucleotide messenger RNA. RefSeq names its product mitochondrial ribosomal protein L43 (gene mrpl43). Gene Ontology annotation, cellular component: mitochondrial large ribosomal subunit. Lineage: Eukaryota; Metazoa; Chordata; Actinopteri; Cyprinodontiformes; Poeciliidae. Gene Ontology annotation, biological process: mitochondrial translation. Gene Ontology annotation, molecular function: structural constituent of ribosome. The record is from RefSeq and is a predicted model, not a curated record. The transcript has 3 exons.
AUGACAUCCAGAGGGACGCCCAGCCGCUUCCUGAAGAGCGUUCUUCAGAACGGCGUGGGCCGAUACGUGUGUCAACUGAAACGGGCUUCCAUCUAGUUCCCCCAGAAGUUCUCGAGGCCACUGGGCUGUAGGGAUUUCAUUGAGGAGGGAGUGGUGGAUUUUGCCAAGAAGAACCCUGGGACUGUUGUUUAUGUUUCUCCUCAGCUCUGUAGUAUCCCUAAAGUAGUUGCAGAGUACUUAAAUGGUAACACAAAGGAGGAGCUGCUCAGCAACAAAACGUCGCAGCAGGUCUUAGAGGUUCUCACCAAGCUGACCGACCAAUCUGGCCAGGACAUCAUCCGCAUCCGCAAGCCGUAUCACACCGACAGUCCCAGCAUCCAGGGCCAGUGGCACCCGUUCACCCACCGCCCCCCAUCUGUCGGCCUCAUCAGACCACAGAACCACCGUGUAGAAUAAAGACUUCCUAGUGGUUAUUGUUGGGACAGUUUCCAGAAACUAAUGAGGCUCGUCUUAGCCUCAUUAGUUUCUCCUGCAGAGAAAACCCACUUCUGACAAGUGCUGUUAUUAUGUCUUCAGAUAACAUUUAAAGCUAGCACGUUUAAUGUUAAUGUUUUGUUUUUUUUAAGUGUAUAUAAUGCAUUGUAUUAAAAU